UGGUCAAUCGCCAAAUACCCCAACUUUUUCCCACCACAUAGGAUAAGGAAAAUCUUAAAUUAAAGAUAAGAAAGACAAGGAAAGAACCACGCCCCUCUAUCCAAUCCCAUCCCAUGGCGACCAUGUUCUCCCCCUCCACCUUCUUCUCCACCACCACCACCAACACCCCCAAUACCACCAUCACUUCUCCAAAACCACCUCAAACUCCACCACCAUCCAAAUCCCACCUCCCCAUCCCACCCUCCAAACCACUCCUAACUACCUUAACCGCCACAUUAACAGCCACCGCUGCCGCCGCCGCCAUCCUAAUCGCCACUCCACCCUCAUUAGCAGACUCCACGGCGGCAACAACUUACCAAGUCUACUACGGCACUGCCGCCAGCGCAGCCAACUAUGGCGGCUACGGUGGCAACUCUAACAAGAAAGACUCCGCCGAGUAUGUCUAUGAGGUGCCAGAUGGUUGGAAAGAGCGUUUGGUAUCGAAAGUCGAAAAGGGUACGAAUGGAACUGAUAGCGAAUUUUAUAACCCGAAAAAGAAGUCAGAGAAAGAGUACUUGACGUUCCUUUCUGGGUUUAGGCAACUAGCACCAAAGGACUUGGUACUGAACAAUUUGGCUCUGUCAGAUGUGAACUUGCAGGACUUGCUGGCUAGCGCGGACAAUGUGACGUCGGAGGAGAAGAAGGACGAUAAGGGACAAGUUUACUACGUGUAUGAAAUUGACGGCGUCGCUGCUCAUAGUUUGAUUUCAGUUACUUGUGCUCAGAACAAGCUCUAUGCUCAUUUUGUGAAUGCGCCCACGCCUGAGUGGAACCGUGACCAUGACAUGUUGAAGCAUGUUCAUGAGUCUUUUAAAACUAUUGGCUCCUUCUAGUUUGCGUUGAUGCCUUCUUUUUCUUCUAACAAUGUGGUUCUGCUGUGCACAUUUGAAAUACAAUAUAGAUUUCAAUUAUGAAAUAAAAAGACUUCUGAUCCCACCUGUCCAUGGGCCUUCUCAUCUGCUUAUACAAUUUUAUAAGUGCUGGAGUUGGGGGAAAAGAGCCAAAGGAAUUUGAAGUAAAUCUUUUCAGAUUUUAUGUGGAUGGGUGGUUGUUAGAAUUUGGAAAUGAGAUUUGUAAAUGUAAGUGCUAUGAG
This is a messenger RNA of Prunus mume (Japanese apricot), 1132 nucleotides long. RefSeq names its product thylakoid lumenal protein (Mog1/PsbP/DUF1795-like photosystem II reaction center PsbP family protein). Gene Ontology annotation, biological process: photosynthesis. Gene Ontology annotation, cellular component: photosystem II oxygen evolving complex; extrinsic component of membrane; photosystem II. The record is from RefSeq and is a predicted model, not a curated record. NCBI's taxonomy places the organism in Eukaryota, Viridiplantae, Streptophyta, Magnoliopsida, Rosales, Rosaceae. Gene Ontology annotation, molecular function: calcium ion binding.